CGUGGCCCCGCCCCGUAACCGGCACUUGGCUACCAGUGAGGAGAUGGAGGAGGAGUGAGAGCCGCUUGGCAGAGGGACAUGGGGCGACAUAGAGAAAGGACACCGCACAGCUGAUCAUCUGUUACCAUGGCGGCCCUGCUACUGAGAGGAGGCCUGAGCCGAGGGCCUGUACUGCGAGGAGACGGAGUGAGGGGUCUCUUUACUGAACGUGUAUGUCUUGGAUGCACUUCUCUACGGUUGGUGAAUCACAGGAGUUCUCAUAUUCGAAAUUGCACUGCUGCCCACCCGGUUUACAUUUCAUUAAGAGACAGGAGUAAUGCCUGUUCAUGGACUAAUAGACCCGAAAGAACAUAUUACAAAGUCCACAGUCCUUCGCCUGCAUGGAGUGUCUUGUCCGGAAGUGGCUCUCUGGCCUCCCAGUACCUGUCUGUCAGAAGUCUUCACUCUUCAAGACCACUUUUUGAUGACUCUGUGGUUGAGAAAUCCUUGAAAUCUUUGAAGGACAAAAAGAAAAAGCUGGAAGAAGGUGGCCCAGUCUAUAGUCCAUCCACAGAGGUGGAUACUGUAAAGAAGUCUUUGAGACAGAAGGUUGUAGAUGAGUUAAAGCACUACUAUCAUGGCUUCCGCCUUCUGUGGAUCGAUACCAAAAUUGCUGCAAGGAUGAUGUGGCAGAUUCUGAAUGGAGCUAUCCUGUCUCGAAGGGAAAGGAGGCAGUUCCUGAGGAUAUGCGCUGACCUCUUCCGACUGGUUCCCUUCCUUGUCUUCGUCAUUGUCCCCUUCAUGGAGUUUCUUCUGCCAGUUGCACUGAAGCUGUUUCCAGAAAUGCUGCCUUCCACAUUUGAGACCACUUCUAAGAAGGAUGAGCGAUUGAAGAAGGAGCUGAGAGUGAAGCUGGAAGUGGCCAAGUUCUUGCAGGAUACCAUUGAGGAGAUGGCACUGCGGAACAAAGCUGCCAAAGGCGAUGUGACCAUCGAAUUUUCCUCUUUUUUCCAGAAGAUCCGUAGCUCUGGAGAAAGGCCAAGCAAUGAAGAGAUUCUGCGGUUCUCCAAGCUGUUUGAGGAUGAACUGACUCUCGAUAACCUGACUAGGCCACAGCUUGUAGCUCUGUGUAAACUUUUAGAACUCCAGUCUAUUGGGACAAACAACUUUUUGCGUUUUCAGCUCACCAUGAAGCUGCGAUCCAUUAAAGCCGAUGACAAGCUUAUUGCAGAUGAAGGCGUGGACACGCUGAAUGUAAAAGAGCUACAAGCGGCAUGUCGUGCCAGAGGAAUGAGAGCGCUCGGCGUCACAGAAGAACGGUUACGAGACCAGCUGAAGCAGUGGUUGGAACUACAUUUGAAUCAGCAAAUCCCCACAUCAUUACUUCUAUUGUCCAGAGCUUUGUAUCUCCCUGAAACACUCUCCCCAGCUGAUCAGCUCAAAACAACUCUGCAGACUUUACCCGAAAGCAUGGCUAAAGAGGCCCAGGUGAAAGUGGCAGAAGUAGAGGGCGAAAAGGUGGAUAACAAGACCAAGCUGGAAGCAACUUUGCAGGAGGAGGAGGCGAUUAGGAAGGAGAAGGAGAUGGACAGGUUGGCUGAGGUUGCCAAGGAAAGCUUACAGACCGCAGCCAAGGCGGAGGCACAGGCAGCUGCUGAACUGGAACCUGCACAGGUGGCUUCAGCAUCCGGGCCAGAAGUGGCACCAAGUGCAGCUGACCAAGCUGAAGUGUUAAUGGAUGCUGCUCCUGUGUUGGAGGGCAUUAAGGGUGAAGAGUUGACAAAGGAGGAAAUUGACAUUUUGAGUGAUGCCUGCACUAAGCUGAUGGAUCAGAAGAAGUUACUGACAAAGGAGAAGGAAGAACUCCUAGAGCUGAAGGAUGAUGUUCAGGAGUACAGUGAGGAUUUGGAGGAAAUGAAGAAGGAACUUUCAAAGACCGGGGAAGACCAGGUGGUUGAAGAAUCAAAGGCCAGUAAGAGAUUAACCAAGAGGGUUAAUCGUAUGAUUAAUCAGAUCGAUAAGAUCAUCGUUGAACUGGAUAAUGAGGACCGGGUACUAGAUGAGCAUGCACCAAGUGGUGUUGCCCCACCUGUAGGAUUAUAUUUCGCCUUUAGGGAAAAUCUAGUCAGCAUUUCUGAACUCGUCAACCUCAUGAGGCACAUUCAAAAGAUCCCUGAACAGAAGCUGCUGAGGAUUGCUGCAGCCCUGGACGAGAACAAGGAUGGAAAGAUCGACCUGGAUGAUGUGGCAAAGGUUGUGGAACUGAUUGACAAGGAAGAUAUCAACAUUUCCACCAAACAGGUAGCAGAGAUCAUGGAGCUCCUACAGAAGGAGGAGAAGCUGGUGGAGAAGGAGAAAGCCAAAGAGAAGGCGGAGAAGGAGCAGAUGGCUGAAGUACAGAAUUAAACACCCCAAACCUAUUUCUCAUAACAUUCAAAACGCUGCUACCUUGUUCUAAGGUUCUUUUGCUUUUGAGGUGACUCCCUUGUCGAGCCACAUAUUCACGACAACCAUAUGUGGUGAAAUAAAGGCUUUGUUUAAGUCAGCUGCCAUCAUUCCAUCAGCAUCCGGCUACGUUUUAUUUUUAAAGAUAUCUUGUUUGAAUGAAAACCUGAAGAUGAAUUGUAAAAUCAUAUAGCACAAUAUUAUUUUUAUUUUUGUACUAUGAUCCCUCCAUUUUGGUUUAGUUUCAGAAUGUUGGCAGAGUAAAUGUUUAUGGCUUAUUCUGCAAACAUUUUGGAUUUUAAACCUUUUUUUUUUUUUUUUUUUGUAAAGGGUUUUGAAGUCUAAAUGUCGAGUAGACUCAUGCUUCAGGGCAAUACAUAGUGGCAGGUUGGGACUCCCCCCCCAUAUUGGCCUUGUCAGGAUUAUUCUCUUGUAAAUUAAACAAAGUGAUCUUUACAAGCACUGCAUACUUUAAGGGCAUUUUUUUAUAUUCCUGUCGUACUCAUUCCUGGAAAAAGCCAGAAUCGGGUAAGAAGGUGCUGAAUUAACAGCCAGGUGGUUAAAGUGGAACUCCAGGCUCCUGCAGAAAAUAUUAAUAGUUGGCAGCUACAAAUACUGUUUAUUAGGACACUUGCCUGUUGGGGAAUCCAGUGAUGUCUUCACCCAAGCCGAUUUUGAAUCAGGUGCUGCCGCCAUCUCCGCUAAGGGAAACCGGCAAUGAAGCUUUGCGGCUCUUCAGAGCCAGUUCGCUACUACACAUGCAGGAAGCACACUGAGCUCUCUAUUUUUUUUUUUUUUUGCUGCGGGGGAAGGAGGCGAGAGGCCGAACUUCUGGCUGAGGUACCCGCUUCCCCCAAAUGUGGCAGCGGAGGGGUUGAGGAGGCAGAUGAGCAGAGCUUCCCAUUUAGGGUGGAGCUCCACUUUAAUUGGUAUCACAGAUUAGAACAUAUGUCACAAGCACACUAUGGAUCCGUAACAUAUACUCCAAACAUUUAUUGAAGCGAUCGACUAACAAGAUGUGCAAGUGCAACUUCAUCAGGCAAAGGGGCCCUGUAUGCCCCCAACAUUGCGUUUGUGAUAUGAUUGCUUCAAUAAAAAUUUGAACUAUGUUUUUGGAUCCAUGGUGUUUUCUCUUCUUGGUGUGUGAAAAAUAACCCUCUACCCGAUUGAUCACCCUGAUAAUUGGGUUUACAUAAUUAUCAAUGAGCUGCUGCACUUGCAGGGAUUUAAUGAAGAAAGUGGCAGGAUCUGCAUCCCUUUAGACAUGUUUUUCCCUUUUUUGAGAGUAUCUCACCAAAAAUUAUAUUUUUGUUGUAGGAGAUGCCUAAAAUCUGACUUGUAUCUUAGUGCAGACUUCUGGGGAAAAUAGUGAACCAAUCACACAGCGGUGAGGUCCUGCCGCUGUUUUCAUAGCUCUAAAGCAUUGGUAGCCCUGAAAGAGUUGACGCCUCCCCAGCUGUGCAGGCAGAUACAUCCCCUGGAGCCUUGCAGCAUGUGACUGUUUGAAAAAAAGUAAAACAAAAAAAAAACUGUAAUUAUAAGAGCAGUUGGAAGGCAAUGUUUUAACAGGUAUGUGACUGCUUUGCCUUUCCUUCUACUCCAACAAAACCCUUUAGCUUUUUAACUGCUAGUAUGGUAGAACAUAAUUAGCUGGAGUGGUUCUGCUGCAUUACCAGAUUCUGCCUCUGGUGGUGCUGCUGAGUAACUCUGAAAAUAUAGACCCUAGGCCAGGUAAAACGGGAGCUGUGGGAGAAUGGACCUGCCUUAUUGCUAUAAAGAGUGGUUGGAAGCAGUAUUCCACUUUAUAUUUAGAAUGGAAAACCCUUAUAUUUAACAGCUUUGCUGUUUUGUGUUGUAUUUUGGCAUUAUUUUUUUUUUUUUUUAUAUUUGAUGCUUAAUUUAAUUUCACAAUACUGCCUUGCAGGCAGAGAAUGUAUUACUGUGGUUUAUGCUUUUUGUAAGAUUGCCUUCUUACCUAGAGUAGGAAAGUACUUGUUUAUCUGAGAAAGUUCUGUGGUGCUUUGCAUAAUUAAACAUUGGGAAUGUAUUUUAUUUCUAAACAUUUUAAUCUAGUAACGCCUUUUGACUCAUUCAUAGAGAGUCGUGGGUCCAAUCCUUCAUUACAUUGGAUGCACCUUCCCCCAGUACUAAGCUUCUUAUACUGAAUGUAAAAAUUGGAAAUAUGUAAUGUAUUUGACAUUUUGACAAGUAUGUAAGUACAAAUUUUAUUUAUGAGACUGAAUUUUUCUUGAUCUAAAAUUGCAGAUUCUGUCAGCUGAUUAAUAAUAAAAAUGUGUAAACUUA
This is a messenger RNA of Rana temporaria (common frog), 4728 nucleotides long. RefSeq names its product leucine zipper and EF-hand containing transmembrane protein 1 (gene LETM1). Gene Ontology annotation, biological process: intracellular monoatomic cation homeostasis. The transcript is spliced from 14 exons. Gene Ontology annotation, molecular function: calcium ion binding; ribosome binding. The record is from RefSeq and is a predicted model, not a curated record. NCBI's taxonomy places the organism in Eukaryota, Metazoa, Chordata, Amphibia, Anura, Ranidae. Gene Ontology annotation, cellular component: mitochondrial inner membrane. Bases 127 to 2385 code for a protein of 752 amino acids.